This is a messenger RNA of Etheostoma cragini (Arkansas darter), 2364 nucleotides long. It is a transcript of the gene csf1rb, whose product is annotated as colony stimulating factor 1 receptor, b. NCBI's taxonomy places the organism in Eukaryota, Metazoa, Chordata, Actinopteri, Perciformes, Percidae. Gene Ontology annotation, cellular component: CSF1-CSF1R complex; signaling receptor complex. Gene Ontology annotation, biological process: positive regulation of kinase activity; multicellular organism development; cell surface receptor protein tyrosine kinase signaling pathway. The record is from RefSeq and is a predicted model, not a curated record. The transcript has 18 exons. Bases 1 to 2304 code for a protein of 767 amino acids. Gene Ontology annotation, molecular function: macrophage colony-stimulating factor receptor activity; ATP binding.
AUGGGGAUCACCUGCAGUGAAGACGCCCGAAGUCAGGACUUCGCAGAGCAUCGUAUUUCUCAGAUUUUCAGAACUGAAUUCAUCUUUUCUUCUUCUUCUUCUUCUUCUUCUUCUUCUUCUCAUUCCUCUACAGACGCUCCGUACCUGAGGAUCUAUCUGCAGCAAGCUAAAGCUAACAAUAACACUAAGCCCACAGAUAUCAAUGAGGACCUGGUGGCUAACGUUAGCAGGAUGCUAACGAAUGAGCAAGCAGAGCUAGAAGCUAACAUUAGCAACAGUUUGUUGCACGUGAAUGGGGAGCAAACCGCUAAUGUUAGCGCCAAUGGAUUGGACGUUAGUGGGGACAUUAGCGGGGACGUUAGCAGGGACGUUAACGGCAGCACCAUAGUGGAGGUGUACGAAGGUAAAGAUGUGAUGCUAACCUUUGUGAUCGAGGCCUAUCCUCCAAUCAGGAGCCAGCGCUGGACCACAACAACACACAACAACGGCACGGUGUACCAGGAGAGCUACACUGCUAACGGCUACAGGUCUGAGGCCAGCUUGCUGCUGCCCCGCGUGCGUCAGGACGAUCGCGGUCGAUACUCGUUCCACUUCGGGAACUCGUUCUUUAACGGAUCGCAGAACAUCGACCUUCGAGUUUAUCGUUCUCCAAUCGUUGACAUCAGUCUGGAAAACAACACACUGACCUGCAGCAGCUCUGGUUAUCCAUCACCCACAAUCCUCUGGGGCACUUGCCCCGGCAUCCGCGACACGUGUGGAGACCUCUCCACCAAUCAGGAGGCUCCGGCUUCUGUGACAUCACAGCUGGAGGCGGAGCAGGAAGUGAGGAACCAGCUGAUGCUGCCUGCGUCCCCUGAUGAUGUCACUGCGGAGUGUGUGGCUGAGAACCGAGUGGGAGUGUCUCGCCGCGUCUUUGUCCUCCGGUCUGCAGGAACUCCGGCAAGGUUGUUAACUCCGGCUCUGAUUGGAGCUCUGAGUGCUGGGUCCGCCCUCCUCCUGCUCCUAUUGGUCGUCUUCUACAAGUGGAGAAUGAGACCCAGGUACGAGAUCCGGUGGAAGAUCAUCGAGACCAGCGAGGGGAACCAGUACACCUUCCUGGACCCAACCCAGCUCCCCUACAACCAGCGCUGGGAGUUCCCACGAGACCAGCUCCGCCUCGGCGCCGUGCUGGGCUCGGGGGCCUUUGGGAAGGUGGUGGAGGCGACGGCGUACGGUCUGGGGUCCCACGAUGCCACGCGCGUUGCCGUCAAGAUGCUCAAACCGAGCGCUCACUCGGAGGAACGCGAAGCUCUGAUGUCCGAGCUGAAGAUCCUCGGCCAUCUUGGUUACCAUGACAACAUCGUCAACCUGCUGGGCGCCUGCACUCGAGGAGGCCCCAUGCUGAUGAUCACGGAGUACUGUAGCCAUGGCGACCUGCUCAACUUCCUGCGGGCACACGCUCAGGACUUCACGGUGUCUAUGUUGAGCGUGAACGGAGUGAAGGGAGAAGUUUUCUAUAAGAACAGCCGGCUGCGGAGUGACAGCGGGAUCUCGUGCUGUUCAGACUACCAGGAGAUGAUGCCGGCUCUGAGUCCGGAAACAACACACCUGGGUGUGCAGACUGCCAGCGUCUCUGUGGGUGACCUCAUGAGGUUUUCCUACCAAGUGGCUCAGGGUCUGGACUUCCUGUCCACCAGGAAUUGUAUCCACAGAGACGUAGCGGCGAGGAACGUCCUGCUGACUGACCGCUGCGUAGCAAAGAUCUGCGACUUCGGUUUGGCCCGAGACAUCCGCAACGACGACAGCUACAUCGUGCAGGGAAACGCUCGCCUGCCGGUGAAAUGGAUGGCGCCCGAGAGCAUCUUCCAGUGUGUUUACACCGUCCAGAGCGACGUGUGGUCCUACGGAGUCCUGCUGUGGGAGACCUUCUCUCUGGGCAAGAGCCCGUACCCAAACGUUGCCGUGGAUACCAACUUCUACAAGAUGAUCCAAGAUGGCCGCCACAUGGAUCAGCCGGACUUCGCUCCAGCAGAGAUGUACCGGAUGAUGAAACUGUGUUGGAGUCUGGAGCCGACCGACAGACCCACCUUUAAGAUGAUUGGUCAGCUCAUCAGCAGCCUCCUCCCCCCCGCCAAUGACUCAUCGCCACAUCACAGCCACCAGUCGGCAUACAAGAACGUGGAUGAGUUCAGAGAAGAAGAAGAGGGGGAGGAGGAGGAGUUCAGAGCCGCUCUGAAGAGAGGGGAAGAAGAAGAUCCCCAUGACAACGUUGAUGACAAAGAGGAGGAGGAGCUUAUGAUGAAGAACAUCUACCAGCUUUCCUGAUCGUUUCAUCCAAUCAGAACCUGUCUCCUGUUGUCUCCAAUAAAGAUGUUCAAAGUGAAA